This is a messenger RNA of Siniperca chuatsi (mandarin fish), 4669 nucleotides long. RefSeq names its product transducin-like enhancer protein 4. Gene Ontology annotation, biological process: regulation of DNA-templated transcription; negative regulation of canonical Wnt signaling pathway. Gene Ontology annotation, molecular function: protein binding; transcription corepressor activity. The transcript has 20 exons. The record is from RefSeq and is a predicted model, not a curated record. Lineage: Eukaryota; Metazoa; Chordata; Actinopteri; Centrarchiformes; Sinipercidae. Gene Ontology annotation, cellular component: nucleus; transcription regulator complex. Bases 637 to 2955 code for a protein of 772 amino acids.
AGUUGUAGUUCUUUACAGGAGACGCACAUCUGUAGUGCUUAUUAUCGACUGAAAUGAAUUAAACUCCACGUCCCGACGUCACGGUACGGGCUCUUAUAAUUGUUGUGAAUAUGUAAUUGCGCUCGUGCGAUUGGUUGCUUCUAAACUUGGCUUUGCUGGGGCAGGCUGCUACAGUCGGUGAGGUGGUUGUUUCGCCGGUGCUGUGUGAGGAUGUGAACAUUAACGGAGGCUGUAGGAAAUUAACCCAUAAAUGCGUGACGACAGGACGCCGCGGAGAAGCUCGCAGGGUCAUGAUGCGACAGAAGUCGAUGCUUUGUAGGGAAAAUCUGAGAAAAUAGAGGAUUCGUUGUUAGUUCAGAGGGAGAAUAUUAAGCUUUGUGCGCAUAAAAUAACUCGCUGGAGAUUUUGGAGAAGACUGAGGCAACUCCUGCUUUGAUGAUCACACUGAAUGGACUUUUGAUAUACUGUCUAAAAGAAUGACGGCCAGCCAAAGGUCCAAGGAUGAUUCCGCUCUUCACGGAACCUGCACAUAGUCCGCAAAGCGGCCACUGACUGACCUUUUACGCACGGGGAAAGAUCCGUGCUCACACAUUUUGUUUUCGUGUUUAUGUGGAUGAACUUUACAAUACAUUUUUAAUGAUUCGAGAUCUGAGCAAGAUGUACCCCCCGGCACGGCAUCCGGUCCCCCACCAGCCGGGACAGCCGUUAAAGUUCACUGUCACCGAGUCCUGCGACCGGAUCAAGGAGGAGUUCCACUUCCUUCAAGCUCAGUAUCACAGUCUGAAAUUGGAGUGUGAGAAACUGGCCAGUGAGAAAACUGAGAUGCAGAGACACUAUGUCAUGUACUACGAAAUGUCAUACGGACUCAACAUCGAGAUGCACAAGCAGGCGGAGAUCGUCAAACGGCUGAACGCAAUCUGCGCCCAAGUCAUCCCCUUCCUCUCUCAAGAGCAUCAGCAGCAGGUGGUUCAGGCGGUGGAGAGGGCCAAGCAGGUCACCAUGGCUGAACUCAACGCCAUCAUAGGACAGCAGCAGCUCCAGGCUCAACACCUCUCCCACGGCCACGCCAUCCCCAUCCCGCUCACGCCACACCCAGCGGGCCUCCAGCCCCCCCUGCCCCCCGGGGCUGGUACUGCCAGCCUGCUGGCUCUGUCCUCCGCCCUGAGCCACCAGCUGCCGCUCAAAGAUGACAGGAAACACCACGACAACAACAGCGAACACCCGAGAGACAGAGACUCGGUCAAGAGCUCAUCUGUGUCUCCCUCGGCCAGUUUUCGGACCGGAGAAAAGCACAGGAGUUCGAGCGAUUACUCCUCCGACAGCAAGAAACAGAAGACAGAUGAUAAGGAGUUGGCCUCCAGCCGCUAUGAAAGUGAUGGAGAGAAGAGCGAUGACAACUUGGUAGUGGAUGUCUCCAAUGAGGAUCCAGUGUCUCCUAGAGGAAGUCCUGCCCACUCACCUCGGGAGAACGGGUUGGACAAGCGUCGCCUGUUGAAGAAGGACGCUCCACUGAGUCCUUCCUCCAUCGCCUCCUCCAGCAGCACACCUUCAUCCAAAUCCAAAGAGAUUAAUUUGAAUGAGAAGUCCACAACACCUGUGUCCAAGUCCAGCACCCCCACAUCCCGCUCUGAUGCCCCGACACCCAGCAGCACCUCCACCCCGGGCCUUAGGACCGCACCCAGUAAACCGCCAGGAGUCGAGACGCUGGCUCCUGGUCUCCGGACGCCGUUGGCCGUGCCCUGCUCGUACCCCAGUCCGUUUGGAAUGGUCCCCCACCCGGGUAUUAACGGAGAGCUGAGUGGAGCAGGAGCAGCCUACACCGGCCUGCAUAACAUAUCUCCACAGAUGAGCGCGGUGGCUGCCGCUGCAGUGGCAGCUUAUGGACGCACACAAGUGGUGGGAUUUGAUCCUCACCACCACAUACGUGUCCCUGGCCUUCCUCCCAACCUGUCAGGCAUUCCUGGUGGAAAACCAGCCUACUCCUUUCAUGUGAGCGCUGAUGGACAAAUGCAGCCUGUGCCUUUUCCCCCGGAUUCACUGAUUGGCCCUGGCAUUCCGCGCCACGCACGACAGAUCAAUACGCUCAGCCACGGGGAGGUUGUGUGUGCUGUCACCAUCAGUAACCCGACACGUCAUGUCUACACCGGCGGCAAGGGCUGCGUCAAGGUGUGGGACAUCAGUCACCCGGGCAACAAGACCCCUGUAUCCCAGCUGGACUGCCUUAAUAGAGAUAACUACAUCCGUUCCUGUCGGCUUCUGCCGGAUGGACGGACUCUCAUUGUCGGGGGCGAGGCGAGUACUUUGUCAAUCUGGGAUUUGGCUACACCAACUCCACGAAUCAAGGCUGAACUAACUUCGUCAGCACCCGCGUGUUAUGCUCUGGCCAUCAGCCCCGACUCCAAGGUCUGCUUUUCCUGCUGCUCUGACGGAAACAUAGCUGUCUGGGAUCUUCACAACCAGACUCUGGUUAGGCAGUUCCAGGGCCACACUGACGGAGCCAGCUGUAUAGACAUCUCUAAUGAUGGGACCAAGCUGUGGACUGGAGGCCUGGAUAACACAGUGCGGUCCUGGGACCUGAGAGAGGGACGGCAGCUGCAGCAGCACGACUUCACCUCCCAGAUCUUCUCACUGGGAUACUGUCCAACGGGCGAAUGGCUGGCAGUGGGGAUGGAGAACAAUAAUGUGGAGGUCCUACAUGUCACCAAACCUGACAAGUACCAGCUCCACCUGCAUGAAAGCUGUGUGCUCUCACUCAGAUUUGCUCACUGUGGGAAGUGGUUUGUGAGCACAGGAAAAGACAAUCUGCUCAACGCAUGGAGAACCCCAUAUGGAGCCAGCAUAUUCCAGUCAAAGGAGUCAUCCUCAGUGCUGAGCUGCGACAUCUCCAUAGAUGAUAAGUACAUUGUGACGGGCUCAGGAGAUAAGAAAGCGACUGUCUACGAGGUCAACUACUAGGGGGGGCGACCGUGGUCAUUAAACAACAACGCCAUCCUUCCAUCCAGGCACUCUGCGAUGUGUCCAUCACCCAUGUACAACUUUUAAUGUGUAUAAAAAGGAUUUGAAUGGAACCAACCCAACAGACUUUCUUGGACUGUGACCUUUUGACCUUUUAGAUGGUCGUGGAUCAAAACGAACAAGCAGAACCAAGCACAGAGAUUUCUUUUUUUUUUUACUGAGUGGCUUUUUGUUGUUGGGAGGAUGAGUGAAUGUCCAUGUGCACUGAAUCUGGAGAGGAUGCUGUUGCCAGAUAACAUUCCUUUACACUUUUAGUCCUCUGCUAUACUUGUUUUUUUACCAACACAUACGCACAGACAAGCAGCUACAACACAAGCGUCAUUGUUCACAUACUUGCCUUCGUACUUUGUCUGUACCCGAAGGCUUAAAAAGAAUCAGGGCCAGAUCAUUCCUGGCUGACACCAGAAUAUCUUCUCUGAGAACUUCCGAUUUGGCACAACAUAAACAUACUUAACUAAAAAUGCCAACACUCAAGAGGGUUACUUUUGGGUAAAUGUAAAUAUCACAGGAGAAAAAGCGGCAGUAGGGGCAGUGGCGGCAAGCUCUAGAAGUUUCUCUUCAAAACUUUAUGCCAUUGUUGUCGUCAUGUGUUCGAAGUCUGCUGCCAACCUUAUCUCACAUCCUGAUAUACUGCUACUACACUCUGAAGGAACACAGGAUACGCAGGGGUAGCAAUCAUGCACACGUUAACAUGUGAUUGAAAACAAGUAUAUCCAAGGCAAUAUUCAAUAACAGAUUCCUGUGGAUAUUUGCAUAAAAUUCAUUGUUUUCUGUAUUUUGAUUGAGCUUUUAUUAAUGUAGAGCUCUAAAGGCAGUAUUGCCAUUUUUAUAUUUUGAUUCUGUCUCAUUUAUGCCUUCAUGGACUGUAUGUUAAUACCUCAUACCAAAUUUGCCUUUUUUUUUAAAUGUCAAGACAUUUUUUGUUUGUUAUGUUUGUCUCAAUCAGCAAAAUCAGCCUUCAAUAUGUGAAAAACAUCAAAUUUUUAUUUAAUAACAAAUGCAUGCUAAAUAUAUAGUGAAUACAGUGUGGAAGGUUACCACCCUAUCCAGAAAAGGUUGCUUAGUAUCUCAGUGCUUUUUAGUUUUACGUCACCUUAACAAGAGAGUGGACUAACUACAUUUAGCUCGUACCAGGACUAACAAACAUAACCCACAUUAUGAAAACGGUGGUGUGGUCCUUAAAGUAAUAAUUCGUCAUUGUGGGACACACGCUUAUAUGCUUUCUUGCAGAGUUAGAUGAGACGAAUGAUACCACUCUCAUGUCGGAAUGCUAAUAUGAAGCUACAGCCAGGAGAAGGUUAGCUUAGCUUAGCACAGAGACUGGAAAUAGGAGGAAACAGAUAGCCUUGCUCUGUCAAAAAUUAAAAAUCCCUACUAGCAGCUUGUCGUGUUGUCGUCCCUGUGAGGUUGCCAGGCAACCAUAGUGACUCCAGGAAGUCACUGCUCCCGGUCAAGAAAUAGUCUGGCACAUAACCUCCCAUAAAACCACAACUUGUUGUUUUUACACUUCGGGAUUUGUACUGAUUAUACAAGCAAGAUAUAAUGUGUUAAUUAGUGAGCUUUAGAAGUGCUGGUAAGGUUUUUUUUUUUUACCUGUGGAGAAGCUAGGCUAGCUGUUUCCCCUUGUUUUCAGACUUUAUGCUAAGCUAAGCUA